Messenger RNA from Aspergillus bombycis, 2118 nucleotides. Its product is annotated as putative phosphoinositide phosphatase (Sac1). NCBI's taxonomy places the organism in Eukaryota, Fungi, Ascomycota, Eurotiomycetes, Eurotiales, Aspergillaceae. Gene Ontology annotation, biological process: phosphatidylinositol dephosphorylation. Gene Ontology annotation, cellular component: endoplasmic reticulum. Gene Ontology annotation, molecular function: phosphatidylinositol-4-phosphate phosphatase activity. The coding region runs from base 1 to 2118 and encodes 705 amino acids. The transcript has 3 exons. The record is from RefSeq and is a predicted model, not a curated record.
AUGGCUACUACUCUCCUUCCGUUCCGCGAUAUCAACCUCCACGCCUCCUCCUCUCAUUACGCUUUUACCUCGCCCUCUUCACCGAAUGCUCCCACGCUUGUUGUUGAUCGCCCAACAGGCGACUUACGGCUACACGAUGGCACCCUUCCUGGUGCUAAGCGCAUUUCCAGUAUCGCCGGUAUACUGGGUAUGAUCAAGUUGAAGCUGGACAAAUAUAUCAUCGUGAUCACUAAAGCCCUGCCUAUGGGUCGACUACGCGGACACAUGGUCUACAAAGUAGCAGCUACUGAGUUCUUACCCCUUCGUGAGCGCCCGCUACAUGACAACGAUGAGGACACGUAUUUGGCGCUGCUAAAAGAGCUCCUCCGCACGGGGCCGAUGUAUUUUUCUUAUGCCUUGGACCUCACCAACAGUUUCCAGCGUCAGUCGCAAAGCGAUGCUAGCCUUCCAAUGUGGAAGCGAGCUGAUGAUCGGUUCUUUUGGAACCGCUUCAUUCAAUCGGAUCUCAUAGACUUUAGCCUCGGAGGGCACGAUACAACGAGUGUACGCUAUGGACCCCAGCCCGGGGUUGACCCUUAUAUUCUCCCCGUCAUGUAUGGAAUGUUACGCAUCACUCCUGCAAAGGUUAAGUCGACUACGUUUACAUUUGCUCUCAUUACGAGAAGAUCUAGACACCGUGCUGGGACAAGAUACUUCUCACGUGGUAUCGAUGAACAGGGCCACGUUUCGAAUUACAACGAAACCGAGCAGAUUGUGAUCCUGAAUGAUGCGACUGGUGGGCUAUCGGGGUUUGCUGGAGGGCAGUCCAUGAAAGAAAAACCCGGAGAUUCGGGUCGGGACCUUCAGGUCAUGGCUUAUGUGCAGACCCGCGGGAGUGUCCCCGUAUAUUGGGCCGAAGUCAACAAUCUCAAGUAUACCCCCAAACUUCAGGUUCGUGGGGUGGAAACAGCUGUCGAUGCCGCACGAAAGCAUUUUGCUGAGCAAAUCCGGUUGUAUGGAGAAAACUACUUGGUUAACCUUGUAAACCAGAAAGGGAGAGAGGAGCGAGUCAAGGAUGCAUAUGAGCAGCUCGUACGCAUUUUGGUCUCUCCAUCGACCGAGAAUACCGAGGUCGACGCAGUAUCAUCCGAGAAGAUACAUGCCUUGGAACCCGGUCAAAGGCAAAAGGAAUUGGACCGUCUCCACUACGUCUACUUCGAUUUCCACAACGAAACAAAGGGGCUGCAAUGGCACCGCGCAGAAUUGCUGAUGGAUCGUUUAAUUGACGGUCUUACGCGAGGCGGUUAUUUCCGUGGUGUAGAGGAUCCUGGCGUGCCUGGUGGACAGCUGGAUAUGCGAUCUUCACAAACCAGCGUUGUUCGUACCAACUGCAUGGACUGCUUGGAUCGAACGAACGUAGUGCAGAGUAUGCUUGGACGCUGGGCUGUAACACGCCAGCUCACUGACGCUGGGGUCCUACGUCAAGGUGAAGCUGCAAAUGAUGACCGGGACUUUGAGGAUCUUUUCCGUAACAUCUGGGCCGAUAAUGCAGACGUCGUCUCUAAAUCGUACUCCGGCACCGGGGCACUCAAGACAGAUUUCACCCGUACUGGCAAGCGUACUCGCGCUGGCAUGCUGCAAGACUUGAACAAUUCCAUCACGCGAUACGUGAAAAAUAACCUCUUGGAUGGCCCCAGGCAAGAUGGAUUUGAUGUCUUCUUGGGCACCUACCUUCCUCCAAAUUCCACCCUUGGCAACCUUCAACUUUUCCUAGACCGCCGACCUCUCAUGAUCCAGUCCAUCCCUUAUAUCCUUGCUGCUGGUGUCUUCAUGGUUCUAAUUUCCAUAUUUACGAGGCGAUUGCCUGACGCUGCCGUGUGGCCUUUGCGUCUGUUCGUCAUAUUCUGGCUGGUAGUUUCUGCCUGGUGCGCGCGCUUUAUACUCGGGCACGGGAUGCUUUACGUGAACUGGCCCAAAUUGAAUACACCAGCUGCUGGAUCCGAAGGAUAUCAAGAUGCGAUGAUCAAGGCCCGAUCGGAUCCUAUCAUUGGGCAAUUUCUUCCUUCCAGAAGGCACCAGAGGGGCUAUAGCAAUGCUCGACUUGGCUUUCUGGAAGAAGGGAAAACUAGGAUCGAAUAG